Messenger RNA from Scomber japonicus (chub mackerel), 3282 nucleotides. RefSeq names its product tetraspanin 17 (gene tspan17). The record is from RefSeq and is a predicted model, not a curated record. Gene Ontology annotation, cellular component: membrane. The coding region runs from base 483 to 1295 and encodes 270 amino acids. The transcript is spliced from 8 exons. NCBI's taxonomy places the organism in Eukaryota, Metazoa, Chordata, Actinopteri, Scombriformes, Scombridae. Gene Ontology annotation, biological process: protein maturation; regulation of vascular endothelial growth factor signaling pathway; protein localization to plasma membrane.
AGGCAGCGCCGUGGUUUCCUCGUUUGACAGCAGGGGCUUGUUUUACAGCACAAAACAACAAGGAUGAAGAUUUCAAGCGACGGUGCAGCAUCUACAGAGAUCGAGGGGACGUGUAGCUGAAAAGCCGUCAGCUUCAUCUACAUCUCCCGGUGUGACCGGCCUACUUUAGCGUCCGGAAACGCUGAAUAUCGACUGAACUGCAGAUGAAUGUCUGAGCUGUCCCUGGAUUUGUUGUUGUUAGCUGCUAAUGCUAACCAUAGAAGUUGCGAGCUAGCUGGCCUAGCAAGCUAAUGGUUAAAGCGAGGAAAAGACUUACUAUGUUUGAUUUACUCGUUCGGGGAGUAAACUCGGCGUUGUUUAGCUAAUGGAGCCAGAUAACCUUAGCUUCAGUAGUUCAAGAAGUGCAGCUUUGGCAAAGCUUUUCAAGUAACCAAGCGUAGUAGUAAUACUUAGCUAGCCAGUUAGCCACAACCUUUGGAAGAAUGAGUAGAAAACAUCAUCAUUUUAAAGGAGCCGAAGUCAGCUGCUGUGUGAAAUACUUCUUAUUCGGAUUCAACAUCAUAUUCUGGUUACUAGGAGCAGCAUUCUUGGGAAUAGGCCUGUGGGCAUGGGCGGAGAAGGGUGUGCUGUCCAAUCUGUCAUCCAUCACGGACCUCGGGGGUUUCGACCCCGUGUGGCUCUUCAUCGUUGUAGGAGGGGUCAUGUUCAUCCUGGGCUUUGCUGGCUGCAUCGGAGCACUGAGAGAGAACACUUUACUGCUUAAAUUUUUCUCUGUGUUCCUGGGUUUGAUCUUCUUCUUGGAGCUUACUGCGGGGAUCCUUGCUUUCGUCUUUAAGGACUGGAUCAAAGACCAGCUCAACUUCUUCAUCAACAAUAAUGUCAAGGCCUACCGCGAUGACAUCGACUUGCAGAAUCUCAUCGACUUUGCCCAGGAAUAUUGGUCAUGCUGCGGCGCUCAUGGGUCCGACGACUGGAACAUGAAUAUCUACUUCAACUGCACUGACAUGAACCCCAGCAGGGAGCGCUGUGGAGUCCCCUUCUCCUGCUGCGUCAAAGACCCUGCAGAGGAUGUCAUCAACACACAGUGUGGUUAUGAUGUUCGGCUUCAGGGGGAGUUGGAGCGGCAGCAGUAUAUCUACACAAAGGGCUGUGUGGGACAAUUUGAGAAAUGGCUUCAGGACAACCUGAUUAUUGUUGCUGGGAUCUUUGUUGGUAUUGCACUUCUACAGAUUUUUGGCAUCUGCCUCGCUCAAAACCUGGUCAGCGAUGUCAAAGCUGUCAAAGCCAACUGGUGACAUGAGGGGUGAGGUGCGGGAGCCGUGCCCUUCAGGUCCCGCCAGGGUCAACACAGCACACAAACCAUCCCGUCCAGCAGAGGACGGAGAGCAGACACAAAAUAGAUGCAUAAUUGCAGACACAAAGAGUUUAAUUCCCUGUUUAUCACUUGAAGGGGGGGAGAAGAAAAUAUCCCACACAAACCAAACAGUCAACACUUUGUUUACCACCCAGCUGGGAUUUUACCCAAAUAUACAGAGGACAAUGGUCCUACCUACUUCAGAGUUAGUCUUUUUAUCUGUUUCCUCAGAUUUUUUUUUCUUUGGACAAGUGUAUUUAUGGGGCGCAGUUGCACAAGGACUCCUGUCAGCUGGGAGAUUGGAAGCCAUGGAUGAGAUGACAAUAAAACAAAAGGUAAACAACAAGUCCUCUUUUUAGGCCAAGCAUUACAUUGUCACAGAGCCUCUGUUCACCCAGUGAGGGGUUGAACAUUUCCUCCUAAAAAGAGCCUUUUUUUAACGUACUUGUCCCCAGUUUCUGCAGUAGAGAAUCAUGGGUGACUGGCCGCCUGGCCAACAAAUGCAUGGAUUCCUAUGUGUGUCAUUUCUCCAUUGUGACCUUUUAUGACCACUGAAAGACUCUGAACACUGGCUGGUUAAGUCUGCAACUUUAAGUCAUUUGAAGCUCAAAAUGUAAAAAAAGUGCCAUUAAUUUCCAGUGAGUCUCCUUACUGUUCUUUACAUGUGAUUUCUGCACCCCGCCCCAGAAUACCUCAGGUCCUGGCCUAAAUAUAUGCUCUGCCUCCCGCUCAAAGCAUAUCUAUUUUUUUCCAUCCAUGUUUGUUGAAUUUAGAUAGACGAACUUAAUGCAGAAAAACACUGACAGUUCCUCAAAAGUCACCCUGUUUGACCUGCAGUGAUUGUAUUAUCCAUUGAUUUAUUGAAGAAUAUUGUAUUGUAUUAUAUGGAAAUGCCUGGUCAGGAUCGUAGAUCUAUGUUAUACAGGGAAAAGGGUUUAAUGCAGAGAUUGUUGUUUAUCUCAGAGCAUCCCUCAGGCACAUGGGAUUGCUGGUUUGGGGCCUUUUAACUUGACUUAUGUUACCACAUUUGUCUUACACUUACAUUUUGUCCUCAGCAUAUGGAAAUACAAAAAUAUGUCUGUUGUUUGAUGUUCCAUCAAAGAUGUUUAAUCUUUUAUUUCCUGUUCUUUUAUAGACAGAUUUAUAUCCCAGGCUUAUUGUUUGACUUAACUGAGAAAUAGCAUCUUAUCAUUGAUAUUGUUAGCAGUCCUGACAGAGACCAAAUAAUAUCAGCAGGCCACAAGCUAACUGCCAAGGUUUUGUCUGGCUACAAUUCUGAAUUUAUUAGGAAUGCUAACAAUAGCAAAUAUCAUUUCUAGAUAGCCAAAAUGUGAAUUUAUUGUGGGAAGUGCCAGUUUAAGUGAGAAAUCAAACAAAAUUAAAAAUCUUACAAUAUUGCUUUUAUCUUUUUAAUUCAAUUUUGUGUCUUUUGUUUGGACUGUUUAUUUAAUAGAAUAGCUGUUAUCUUUGAUAUUAGAAACAGUCUCAAUAUAACAUGAAUGCUGCUUUAACUUUGACUAGAUUAUUGAUGUGUAGUACAGUAACCAAGCUAGUAACCAAGCUAGCAACAAAUCUCAAAUGAUGGCAUUUUAACAAUUUGCAAUGUUUUAAUUGUUUCCAGGAAUAAUGAGGAAUAAUUCUGAUUUCUCAAGUUUACACAUUUUACUCAGCUUAUGUUGCCCUUUUAUUAUAAAAAAAAGUCUUGUCUCACAUUAUAUAAGUUGAUCAUUUACUUUGAAGAAUGCAUCUUUUCAUCCUCACAUGAGGGUCCAUGUAAUGAUUUUCUACAUGUCUAUCUGUCUUUAACCACCACAGUUGUUUUAGAUACACAGUACUGGCCAAAUUUGGGUGGGAUUUACUGGACCACACACCUCCUGUAGGAGCAGAUCCAUACACACUCACACUCACUCAGCCAAAAGCAACACACA